Molecule: messenger RNA, 4632 nt
Organism: Oncorhynchus gorbuscha (pink salmon)
Lineage: Eukaryota; Metazoa; Chordata; Actinopteri; Salmoniformes; Salmonidae
Product: retinal guanylyl cyclase 2-like
Exons: 20
Coding region: 545-3952 (1135 amino acids)
Biological process (GO): protein phosphorylation; cGMP biosynthetic process; receptor guanylyl cyclase signaling pathway
Molecular function (GO): ATP binding; guanylate cyclase activity; protein kinase activity
Source: RefSeq, a predicted model, not a curated record
UAUAUAGUGUAUCUGUUAUCAGAAUGGGUGAAUCUCACCCUUCUUCUCACAUUCCUCUCAGUCCCUUGCUCCUAGGUUUGGGGCAGGUCCCAGUCCAAAACAGGGGCAGCAACUACUAGGACUAGAUUACAUGAAGCCUGUGAUUUUGCUUGGAUUUGUACAAAACAGAUUCUAACAAGAGGAUUGUAAAAACAAGAGGAACAAUUUUAAACUGCUCUGAUUUCCCCAUCCCCCUUUCUUGGAAUACUUUUUAUUUUAUAUUUUCAUGCGAAGAUACUGUACCUGCUCUAUUGCUGAAUUUCAAUCUCCUCGUCAUCUGGAUCCCUUCCAUUCAAAGACAAAGAGCAUCGAUAUGGCACUGUUAUAGACAAACUAUUCCAGUGAUGGCUGGGAAUCCAGAGGUGACCUUCACAGCUCUGGGCUAAUGCCCUACAGAGUGCUAGGGGGCUGAAUCCUUUUCAUACACACACACACUCUUCUGUCACUUCCAACCCUCCAUUCCUCAUCUGUGGUGUCUGACUCUAGAUCGAAGCCCUGUGGGACAAUGGCAUCUCACAGAAACUCUAGUUUCCUCCUCAACCUCUCCCACCACCCACGAUGGACACAAGAUCCCUUAAUGAGGGAGAGAAGGAGACAAAGAAGGACAGAGGAUACAAAAACAAUGAACAGUCUGACCCCCGCAUCAUCAUCUGCGGUGCUACGCUCCAGAAGCUUGUGGGGAAACUGGCUGAUGUUACCCCUGCUGAUGGCCACCUAUCUACCCUGUGAGGCCUGGGGCGCCACUUUCACUGUGGCCAUAAUUGGUCCCUGGACAUGUGACCCUAUGUACUCCAAAGCCCUCCCUGACCUGGCUGCCCGCCUGGCCACCGCCCGCCUCAACAUGGACCCCUACACUAAGAAAGGGUACUGGUACGACUAUACUCUCGUCAACGAGGACUGUAAAACAUCCAAUGCCCUGGCCCGCUUCUCCUCUCUGGAAGGCUAUGGCUCGGCUUUCCUUGGCCCUACUAAUCCAGGCUACUGCUCAUCGGCUGCUCUGUUUGCGAAAAACUGGAAUAAGCCCUUUCUGUCCUGGGGUUGCCUGAAACCAAACAUGGAGGAUGGACAGUAUCCCACCUUUCACAGGCCCCUGCCUCUGUCUUCCCGGGUUCUGUUUUCUGUGCUGCGGUACUUCCGCUGGGCCCAUGUGGUCAUCGUGACGUCAGAGGAUGACCUGUGGGAGGCUACAGGACACGAGCUGGCGGCCUCUCUUAUGGCCCUGGGCCUGCCGGUUAUCAAUGUGGUCACCAUGGAGCCGGACAAGGAUGGACCCACAAAAGCCUUGAAAAGGAUUCGGGAGUUAGACCGUGUCAGAGUGGUCAUCAUGUGCAUGCACUCAGCGUUGAUCGGUGGUGAGGCCCAGUAUCAGCUCCUAACCUCUGCCUCAAACAUGCGUAUGAUAGACCGUGGCUAUGUUUUCAUCCCCUAUGACACCCUCACAUAUUCGCUGCCCAAGGGCACAAACCUUCAUGCUCUGACCAAUGACAGCUUGUUGAGAAAAGCCUACGAUGGAGUUCUCACCAUCACCAUGGAUUCUGGUGAGAACACUUUCUAUGAAAGCUUCAAAGAUGCUCAGGAGAAAUUUGAGAUUCGCACCAGCACUCCACCAGAUCAGGUGUCUCCAUUCUUCGGCACCAUCUACAACAUGAUAUAUUACAUGGCCUACGCAGUAGAGAAGAGUCGCAUGUUGGCUGGGCGCUGGGUGGAUGGGGAGACCAUGCUCCAAAGCGAUGGAAGCGUCGACUUUGAAGGUUUCAACCAGCACAUCUCAUCCGAUGAAGAUGGGUUGGGGAUGCUGGCUCGCUACGUGGUCCUGGACUCUGACGGGGGAGACAAACUCUACAUGACACACACUCUGGAAGCCCCCCAUACCCUUGGCAAAUUUGGGGCGGUCAAGUACAAUGGGCGCUCCAUCCACUUUGCUGGCAGUAGCCCCAGCACAGACUCCCGUUGCUGGUUCAGUCCAUACAUCACCUGCAGUUGGGGAAUGGACGCAGGUACUCUCUUCUUUCUGUUCAUCCUCUUCUGUGCGUUGGUUGGAGGUGGAGCUGCCUUUUAUAUGAAGAGAGGUGGACAGAUUGGAACUAUCUUUGGAGGAUCAGGGGGAGGAGGAGGCCCCUUAAAAGUAGUCUUGAAUCUGGAUGACCUCAUUUUCAUCAAUACCCAGACCAGCCAAAAGAAGCUGAAUGAGGACAGUAUGAUGAACAGUCAGCUGGACGUGAAGACGCCUCGCCACUCAGUGUCGGGACGAAGCUACUUUGGCUCCACCCCUGACAGUUCCAAUGUCGCUGUCUUUGAGGGUGACUGGGUUUGGUUGAAGAAAUGUCCCAAUGGAAACACUGUGUCAAGUGUCAGUGAUGGCACUCAAAGUAUUUUCACCAAGCUCAGGGACAUGCGAAAUGAGAAUCUCAACCUGUUCCUUGGCCUGUUCCUCGACUCUGGGAUCUUUGGUGUUGUGACAGAGCACUGUACCAGGGGCAGCUUGGAGGACCUUCUCAACAACGAGGACAUGCGUCUCGACUGGAUGUUCAAGUCCUCCCUGUUGAUGGAUCUGAUCAGGGGAAUGAAGUACCUGCACAACCGUGAUGUCAUCCAUGGGCGCCUGAAGUCCCGAAACUGUGUGGUGGAUGGACGCUUCGUGCUGAAGGUGACUGAGUACGGCUUCAACGAGAUCAUAACGACACAGGGUGUCGACUUUGACGAGGGCAGGCCUGAGGAUCAGCUGUGGACGGCUCCAGAGCUACUGAGGGACUCCAGUUUGAUGAAGAGAGGAUCGUUCCCAGGGGACGUUUACAGUUUCGCCAUCAUCAUGCAGGAGGUCAUCGCCCGCUGUGCUCCCUUCUGCAUGCUGGACAUGCCUCCCAAGGAGAUCAUCAGUAAGUUGAAAUCCCCCCCACCACUGUGUCGGCCUACUGUGUCAGUGGAUGAGGCUCCACUAGAGGUGAUCCAGGUCAUGAAACAGGCCUGGAGCGAGGAGCCAGACAAGAGACCCACCUUUGAGGAGGUCUUCAAACAGUUCAAGAGUAUAACCAAGGGAAAGAAGACCAACAUCAUAGACUCCAUGCUGCGUAUGUUGGAGCAGUACUCCACUAACCUUGAGGACCUGAUCAGGGAGAGGACAGAGGAGCUGGAAGUGGAGAGGAAGAAGACUGAUAACCUGCUGGCCCAGAUGUUGCCGAGGUCUGUGUGCCUGGCCCUGAAGACGGGCAAGCCUGUGAGACCAGAGCACUUCUCCGAGGUCACUCUGUACUUCAGUGACAUUGUGGGCUUCACCACCAUCUCUGCACUCAGCGAGCCCAUUGAGGUGGUAGACUUACUCAAUGAUCUCUACACACUCUUUGAUGCCAUCAUCGGGCAGCAUGAUGUCUACAAGGUGGAGACCAUCGGAGAUGCGUACAUGGUAGCCUCUGGAGUUCCAAACCGGAACGGUAGACGCCACGCAGCUGAGAUGUCCAACAUGUCCCUGGACAUUCUCCACUGUAUUGGAACCUUCAAGAUGAGGCACAUGCCUGAUGUCAAGGUCAAGAUUCGUAUCGGCCUGCACUCUGGCCCUGUGGUGGCAGGUGUGGUGGGUCUGACGAUGCCUCGGUACUGUCUGUUCGGAGACACUGUCAACACAGCCUCUCGAAUGGAGUCCACAGGGUUGUCUUACAGAAUCCAUGUCAACCAGAGCACAGUCGAUAUCCUGCAUGAACUAAAAAUGGGCUACAAAGUAGACACCAGGGGCAUGACAGAGCUGAAGGGGAAGGGAGUUGAAAACACUUACUGGUUGGCUGGGAGAGCUGGGUUUGACAAGGUUCUGCCCAUACCGCCUGACCUUACUCCAGGGGCAAGUAACCAUGGCAUCAGUUUGGAGGAGAUUCCUCCAGAUAGAAAACAAAAAUUCCUUGACCGGCAGGCGAGGAAUAAGUAGCCUGUAAGAUAGUGUGGCCCAGUCCUACCUGUUGGAGUGAAAGACCAGAGAGGAGAAUAGAGCAGGUUGGUAGAGAGGAGAGGAUGGGUUAGGGGUGCGUCUGACAGACAGUCUGUUGCAUCCCCCCAUGUGUCCUGUCAGGAGUGCUGAUCCACAUUGCACAAAUAAGCCAAAGUUGGAGAGACACUGUCUGUCUUCAACACAUUACAUUUGUUGCACAGAGCAAAUAUAUGUUUAAACAAGAGUUUAUUAAAUGUACUGUAGAGCAUAUGUGGGAAACAGGAGGGAUAAAUAAAGGGAUAUUACAAUCAUGCACCAAAAUACCAAAUACACUACAAAAGUAUGUGGACACCCAUUCAAAUUAGUGGAUUUGGCUAUUUCAGACACACAUUGCUGACAGGUGUAUAAAAUUGCGCACACAGCCAUGAAAUCUCUAUAGAAAAACAUUGGCAGUGGAAUGGCCCAUACUGAAGAGCUCAGUGACUUUCAGCGUGGCACCAUCAUAGGGUGCCACUUUUCCAUCAAGACAGUUCUUGAUUUUCUGCCCUGCUAAAACUGCCCCGGUCAACUGUAAGUGCUGUUAUUGAGAACUGGAAAUGUCUAGGAGCAACAACAGUUUAGCCGCGAAGUGGUAGACAACACAAGCACACAGAACGGGACUGCCGAGUGCUGAAGUGCUU